UUUUUCCUCCUCCAUACAGGGGACCUCACUUCCCAUGUGAUAUCUGACACGGACACCAUGAGCGAGGCCCUCAACAUAGACCUGAACCUGAUACUGUGGUACCUGAUGAGGGGGACCUUCCUCUAUGGCAUGAUGCUGUGGCUCUCGGUGCCACUGGCCUUGUUUGUCACUGUGGCCCUUCCCUUCAUCUUCCUGGUGCCAAAGCUCUCAGGGAAAUUUUACCAGAACCUGUCACGGGAGGUCCAGGAAUCCCUUGCCAAAGCCAAUGAGGUGGCCAUGGAGAAUUUCCAAGCCAUCUCCACUGUCCGCAGCUUUGCUAAUGAGGACGGGGCAUCUUGGUGCUAUGAGGAGAAGCUUCAGGAGACCUACAAGCUCAACCAGAGGGAGGCUGUGGCUUGUGCUGCCUCCAUGUGGACUAGCAACCUCUCAGGACUGGGUCUCAAGGUUGGCAUCCUGUAUUACGGCGGACACCUUGUCACACUGGGACGCAUGAGCCGCAGUGAUCUUGUUACCUUUGUCCUCUACGAGACGGGGUUUUCCACAGCGGUGCGGGCUCUCCUCCAAAUUUAUCCCAGAGUGCAGAAGGCAAUAGGCUCCUCUGAGAAGGUUUUCGAAUACAUUGACCGGAUGCCCAAGAUCAGCCCUUCAGGCACAUUGGCACCCCAGGACUUGCUGGGACACAUGAUGCUGAAGGAUGUUUAUUUCUCCUACCCUGACCGGGACAGUUCUCUUGUCCUGAAGGGGGUCUCCCUGGAGCUGCGUCCUGGCACAGUGACGGCCCUGGUGGGCCCCUCGGGGUCUGGGAAGAGCACCGUUGUGGCACUACUGGAACGGUUUUAUGAGCCCAAAAAAGGUCAAGUGUUGCUGGAUGGCAGGAACCUGAGUGAAUACGAGAAUAAUUUCCUGCGGCAAAAGGUGGCACUAGUGAGCCAGAUGCCGGUGCUCUUUGCUCAGUCCUUACAUAGGAACAUUGCUUAUGGCUUGGGGGAGCGAAGCCAGGAGGAGGUGAAACAGGUAGCCCAGCGAGUAGGAGCCCAUUGGUUGGUUGCCCGAAUGAGCUAUGGCUAUGACACAGAUGCUGGAGAAACAGGAGGCCAGAUCUCUGGAGGACAAAGGCAAGGGGUUGCCAUCGCUCGGGCUUUGAUCCGAGACCCCAGAGUGCUGCUCCUGGAUGAUGCCACUAGUGCCCUCGACACAGAAAGUCAGCAGGAGGUGGAGAAGGAGAUUUAUGAAGGAGAGGCUCGUGGAAGACGCUCCGUGCUGCUCAUCUCUCACCGCCUCCACAGUGUGGAACGUGCAGAUCUCAUCCUGGUCAUGGAAGAGGGGGAGAUCCGAGAGAAGGGGACCCACAAGGAACUGAUGGAGAGGAAGGGAGCCUAUUGGCAGCUGGUGCAGAGGCAGCAGAACGGGACUGAGGGGGGAGGAAGCAAUGGUGUCCCCAAAGUGAGCAAUGGGCCUCUAUAAUGGUAGCAGGAACAGUGGAGCUUUUUGGCUUAGGCUCCAGAGCCUUACCUAUUGAAGGGGACUUUCCUGGAAGAAAUUAGAAGAUCAGGCCUGGUGAAUCAAGGAUCCAACUUUAUUUAGGGAAAGAAUGCACUUCUGCCUCCCACCCUGACAGACCUGGAUCUAGAGAGAAUAGGAGCCCUGAGUUGCAAGCUUGUACACUCUAAUAUAGUUGUCAAGGUUGCCAAGUCACUACUGCAAAAGUGCCAUGCACUCAAAAAAUUCUAUGAAGCCAGUCACUUGAUAGAGGUUUUGACUAUAGAAUCAUAGAGUUGGAAGAGACCGCAAGGGCCAACCCCCUGCCAUGCAGGAAAUCACAAUCAAAGCAUCCCCGA
Molecule: messenger RNA, 1838 nt
Organism: Sceloporus undulatus (fence lizard)
Lineage: Eukaryota; Metazoa; Chordata; Lepidosauria; Squamata; Phrynosomatidae
Product: antigen peptide transporter 1-like
Exons: 8
Biological process (GO): transmembrane transport
Cellular component (GO): membrane
Molecular function (GO): ABC-type oligopeptide transporter activity; ATP binding; ATP hydrolysis activity
Source: RefSeq, a predicted model, not a curated record